Molecule: messenger RNA, 4556 nt
Organism: Rhineura floridana
Lineage: Eukaryota; Metazoa; Chordata; Lepidosauria; Squamata; Rhineuridae
Gene: MARCHF1
Product: membrane associated ring-CH-type finger 1
Exons: 6
Coding region: 852-1667 (271 amino acids)
Biological process (GO): protein polyubiquitination; antigen processing and presentation of peptide antigen via MHC class II; immune response
Cellular component (GO): cytoplasm; early endosome membrane; lysosome
Molecular function (GO): ubiquitin protein ligase activity; zinc ion binding; MHC protein binding
Source: RefSeq, a predicted model, not a curated record
CUUGCUGCUUUGUCGGCGCCACUCUUUUUUAAAAAAAAUAUUUUUCUGUUUAAACCGCUGCUUUUCCCUUCCCAGGUCCUUUGAAACAGCAGAUUAAGGGAAACGGAUGAAGGACGCCGCGAGCUCGGCGCGCUUUCUGAGGAGACGAUUUGGCUCCAAAAUAGAACGCUAAGCCGCCUUGCAGCCUGGCGCUUGAUUUUGUUAUUAUUACUUAAAGAAGCCGCGCGAGCGCGGCGGUCGCCCGGGGCCUGCAGCUGAGCGCUCCCUCCGGAAGGGAAGCAGUCGGGAAACCAAAAGAGACGCCGUCACCGCCAUCGCAGCAAACAUGGAAGAACCCGAGAAGCCGGGAAAGGAAGCGCUUCUUAACCAGGGCCCAGCUUUUCCGUCGUUUCCAUGACAGUUAUUAGGCAACGGAGAAAUUGAAUUGUCUCCCACAAUGCUCUGGAGAAAGGAAGGGGGUGGGAAGAAGAGGUUGUUCCAGUGGCGGAACGGCGGAGUUCUUCUGACUCGUCUCACUGAGAAUUUCAAACUCCCUGGAUUAUUAUGCCUCGUCUGGGCCGUUCUCCUUAUGUCCUACGUUUAGGUUAACCGAUGGUGGUGGUUUAUUUUUCUUUUUGAGGGAAGACCUUGAGGGCUUCCAUCUCCGCCCGCCCGGCACACACAAACACGCACGCACGCACACACGCUUAAAAAUAUAUGGUUGGUAACGCGAGGAUAUGAACAAUUAUUCAGGUGGGCUAUUCAGAGAGAGCGAAGCUCGACGGCGUCCAAUCAGGCUUUGGCAGCCUGCAGCCCUGUCAAAAUGCCUCUCCAACGGAUCUCGGUAGUCCCAGCGCGGGAGACGGCUAGCAAUGGGAGAAGUUCAAUGGGCAGAAACAAAGAGAAGAACAAGGAAGUCGAGAAUGAGAAGUCUCCAGGACGCUCAACAAGCCGAUCAAGUAACAUUUCAAAGGCAAGCAGUCCUACUACAGGGACAGCUCCCAGAAGCCAGUCACGGUUAUCUGUCUGCCCUUCUACUCAGGACAUCUGUAGGUAUGAUCUGUCACUGUGAGGCAGAUGACGAAAGCCCCCUCAUCACACCGUGUCGCUGCACAGGGACCUUACGUUUUGUUCAUCAGGCCUGUCUGCAUCAAUGGAUUAAGAGCUCAGACACACGCUGUUGUGAACUCUGCAAGUAUGACUUUAUAAUGGAGACCAAGCUCAAACCUCUUCGAAAGUGGGAAAAACUACAGAUGACAACAAGUGAGAGGAGAAAGAUAGUCUGCUCAGUCACAUUCCACAUUAUUGCUAUUACCUGUGUGGUUUGGUCACUGUAUGUACUAAUAGAUCGGACCGCUGAGGAAAUUAAGCAAGGCAAUGACAAUGGUGUGCUGGAGUGGCCAUUUUGGACAAAAUUGGUUGUGGUGGCCAUUGGGUUCACUGGAGGCCUUGUCUUCAUGUACGUUCAGUGUAAAGUCUACAUUCAGUUGUGGCGAAGGCUGAAGGCUUACAAUCGAGUGAUAUUUGUUCAAAAUUGUCCAGAUACUGCCAAAAAAGUAGAGGAAAAAAAUUAUUCCUCCAUUCAGAACAGUGAACUCAAAGACUCUGUAAUGGUGCCAGUAUCACAGCCAGGUACAAACUCUCAACAAUCAGGAGAAGAAACCGGUUCUGAUGUAAUGCAAGUUUGAUGGAAGAUGCAUUUCUCUUUCUUCAUUGAAGAACAAAGUAAUGUGCUACCAUUCAGCCACAGUUUAAUGGCAAACCACUAAGUAUUUUUGAAGAAGAGCAAACAGGAAAAUUGAUCAAGAGAAGUUAUACAUUACCUCUGGAACGUAAUUGUGAAGUGAUUUUUCACCUUUCCGGAUAAGCAUAGUGAAAAUGGAAAAGUAUAACAGAGAUGACUUAAACAAGCAAACACUUGUACCACUGUUGAUGGGUGAAAAGAACUGCAGAUGCAGACUAACUACUGCUGUUCUGUUUACAAGGAGAAAACCCUUAUGUCUCUUUGUUACUAUGGUCUUUUUGCUAAUUAUUGUAAACUUGAAAACACACUCUUCAAAGCAAUUUUUAAAAAGUUUAAUAUUAACAUGCAUAUGUGUCAUAGCACAAAUUACCUGACCUUCAUAAUGCGGUAAUGGAAUAAUAAGGUGGCUUCCUCACAGCAUCUCUGGAUUGAAAGCUAUAUAAAGAAAAACCUUUCCAAAAGCAAUCAUUUGAAAUACAAGUUUAAAAUGUUAAUAUUUGUAAACUAGGUAAGCUGAAAAUAUUCUUCUUGAAUCCUAGUAAGCACAAACUAUUAAUCGCCCUCAAGAUUUCCUUGCAACUUUUUGCAUUCAUUUGGUGCAGCAGUUUGGUAGCUGCUUAUUCAUAGGGGAAUAAAGAGCUAAAAUUGACAGGAUAUUCCUGCUGUCUCUAAAAUUCUGCUAAAGGGUAAUAUGUUCUAUAAUCACAGGUAUUACAGACCAGAGAAGUACUUUAGUUAGUGGCAGGAGAUCUUGAAACAUUUUUAGUACAUACUUACUAGUGUGCAAAAUAUGCAAAGGGUGGGAGAUUAAACUGUUCUUCUGUUUUAAGAGAUCAGAAUAGAAGAGACUCAGAAACUGUUAGGACAGUCUUGAAAGAGUCACGGUCAGCAGCAUUACCAUAUGCCAGUAUCUCUCUAAUGUCCACUUAAUUGAUAAGGAAUAUGCUGAGGUAAGGCUGAGACAUUAAGGGUUCAAUAGUUUGUUGUCACUAUUGAGGUUUUAGCAUAGUAAUGUAAAACUAAAGUGUGACUAAAUAGAAAAUGCAGAACAUACAUAUCAGUAUCGUGCUACAUACCCAGCAGAAACAACUUGUGUGGGAAAGAAAUCCAAUAAUGUUGGCAUCCCAUUUCAGAAUUAUGUACCCAAUUAUGUCUAAAUGAUUGGAUAUUCUAAAAAGAAAGGACAUUGCAUCUGCCCUUUACCACUGUUAUGCUUGUUGGAUGUAUUGUGAGUUGUGCCCAAGUAAUGUGAGUUAUACACAAACAGUGUUACUAGUAAUGAGAGGGAUUUAUAAUGGCAAAUGGCAAAAAACCCGACUACAUUUCAUGCUUCAUAUAUAAAGAAUACAGUAAGUGGUUGACUGAGACACUGCAAAAAGCAGGUAUCAUUAAAAUUAAUGGGCAUUUUCCUAUUAAAAUAUGUUGUCUUAUUGGAAACAUUAACCAUGCAAGAUGAUAGACAUAGCAGAAAAUGUUAAUGUUGGGGAUCCUUCUUGAGUAGAAGCUGCAUAAAUUAACCCUCAAAUGAGGUCUUUCAUAUUAAAACAAAGAAAUGCAUUUUAACAUUAAAAUGGUCAGUUGAAUUACCCUCCAACUGUUUGUGGGGUUUAGAACAUUGUGUAUUUUAAUAGAGGUCACAGGAGAGGCUGAACAAAAUAGGAUGACAAUCUGAAAUCAAUUCCAAACUGGGUGGUUCAUACUCAUCUCAGAGAGAGACACACACACAUUUGGAUAUAGUCUAAUUAUAAUUUGGAUUGAUAGCUAACCCAGUAGGUGGUUUUCUACCCAGCUAUAGCCAUUUGUAACAAUACCAUUGCAUAAACAGCUGACACUGUGAUAUAAAUAGUUUAAAAGUCAAGGAAGAUGCACCACAUUGCACAAUAUAGGACAAAAUGCAAUGUAAAUUGCCUAAUAUAUUCCACUAACUGCACUGAGUAAAUUUUCAAAAUGAUGAUUUUGCCAUCUCCAUUCAGUUGAAUCCAUAUAGAACAUCACUGUAUAGAGAGGCCCAGCAUGUUUCAUUUUUAGAUCCCCUUGCAUUUAUCAAGUUAAAAGAAGUCCAACUAAUAAUUUCUCCCAAAGGCAAUCAAGUAUUGGAUUCAUGGAGACUUUAGCAUGACCAUAAAUCUCCAUGCACUGGAAAAAAUAGUCUGGUAUCAUCCAAAGGAACAUGCAUUUUCAAAACAUACUAGUGAUUUGGUUCAUUGCUUAGAACUAAGUAUGUUCCUUUUUAAGAUGCCACUUGUGAAAUUCAGUGCAGGUAGCUGAAGCUACUUUUCACAAAAUUGAAACACCAUUGUCACACAGCAAUUGUAGUGCUAGCUGUCUUUUCUGAUGUGAAUUAAUAGAUGACCAUUAUAGAUAUCAGAAGUUAUAUCAAAGAAAAUGUUUACAUGGUGGAAUAAGGUUUCCCUCCACAAAGAUAAUGACAAUUUAACAUUAGGAUAGGGUUAAAAUAAUUGUCUGCAGCAAUUCUCUAUUGGGCUAUCAGGAGCAUCCCCCUCUGGAUUAUUCUGUUAGCUUUACAAGCAUAUUUUAGCAGCCUAUUGGUGCUAUUACUACAGUUGGAAAGUUCUAAAAUCAAUACAUGAAUCCAUCACCAAAAUUAGCAGUCAAAUCUUGAAACUUACACUGUAAUGCAAUCUACGAUGCAAAUAUUCUACUGUGUAUAAUUGCCGGACCCAAGGGUUUACUUGUUUUACCCAGUUCUCUUUUGCAAAAGAGCUUAGCUGCUUUUGUGGGUGAGUUGUGUACUAAAAAGAUAUUUGAGAUGGGAAAGAAACUUAAUAUAAACUACUAAUUGUUGUGGAACAGAUUUGUAUUUGUAUUAAAC